UCCGAGUCAAACCCGAUCCUUUAGGUUAGGAUGUAGGCUCGGCGGAUGGUGUUAAGUUCGAGUGACCCUCAGUAGUCAAAAAUAGGACUUUGAUAAAACACAGUUCUCAACUACAAGAUCAGACUGAGCAAGGCGUUAGUGCCAAUAAGCACUCAAAUAAUGUGAGUGGAUUGAUAAAGGUAUAUAUAGCCCCCUAGUCUGUCUGUGGAAAGGUAUGAAAACCCCAAGACGUGUAUCUUUUUUCUUGACAACGUUUAAAUUUAAGGUAAAAUUUGCGUAAUAAUGAAGUUUUUUCUUGACAGAAGAGACUAAUUUUCGUAUAAUUUCGGAAAAUCCGUAUUUUACCUUUACAAAGUUUGCAAUUUUUGCUAAACUUUAAGGUACUCGUUUAGAUAUUGACUUUCGGGCGAGGCAUUUAACAUGCCAAUGGAAUCUUUUUACAGUUGACUGUCCUCGCGAAAUUCUGUUCUCAACGUGUCGGUUUGUUCUUUGCGCACUGCGGAGAGAACAACAAACGAAAUAGCCCUACGUUACUCGACUUAACGAGAAUAUGAUCGUGGGUUCCAUUCGGUGUUGAAUUGUACAAUCAGCACUGGCAGCGGAACCAAGAAUUUCCCAAGGAUACAAUUUCCUAAGUGUCUAUGGGAAAGGACCGAAAGUUUUAGGACGCCCUCUCCGAAGGGUGUAUUUUGAUAAAUUUACAAUUUUUUAAGGAGUUAACUCUAAUGGCAAAAAUGUUUAGAAUCUUCGCUUUAGUAUUGGCAGCCUUGUUUGCUCUCUCGCUCAUAGUCGGUUGUGGCGGCGGUGAGGAAGAAGACGACGAAGUUGCAGCAGCUGAAUUCUCAUCGGCAGCCCCGGCGGGCGGUGAAACGAUUGCUGCGAACGCUACCAUUACACUUACCUUUAGCAGCGAUCCCGGCGACGUAACGUCGAGUGGAGGAACCGUCGCAGGUUCCGGUAAAACUCGGACAGUCGCGGGUCCGUUCCCAGAAGGUGCGCUCACGCUCGCUAUCAGCUGGACAAAUGGCGACGGUAGCACUUCGCUUAGCUACACCGUUGCUGCCGCCGAUAACACAGCUCCGACCGUCACUGGCGGAACCGUCUCAGACGGCGACGAAGAUGUUGAUCCCGAAGGGAUCAAUAGUGACGGGACGAUCGAAAUUACCUUCAGUGAAGAUGUCUCCGGUAAUAUCGCCCUGCAGACUGAAGGCGGCGACGAUGUCGGUUGGCUCGGCAAAGUUGAAGGUACCACAGGCACACUCGAUCUCGUCAAGGGCAAAGAGAUUGGCAACGAGACUACCUAUGUUAUCGCAGGUAAAGUUGCUGACGCUGCCGGUAACGAGACUGAAGUUAGUGUAACCUUUACAACCAAGGGUAAAGAGUAA
Molecule: messenger RNA, 1385 nt
Organism: Geodia barretti
Lineage: Eukaryota; Metazoa; Porifera; Demospongiae; Tetractinellida; Geodiidae
Source: the annotation of a GenBank genome assembly